AUGGCGGUGCGAUCAACGCUCGCCUGUCUCGUGCUGCUGCUCGUGCAUGUGGUCCUCGUGACGCUGUAUGCGUCCGCCUUUGCGCUGCUCUUGCCGUUUGGCCGCGCGCGCAUUCGCCGAUGCAUUGCGGCGUACUGUCUUGUCGACUGGGUCGACCUGUUGAGCGUUCUCUUUCCUGUCGCCACGUUGACGCUCAGUGGCGACGCGCCUCGGACAGCGACCGCAGCAACGCCGAUCGUAUUGGUGGCCAACCACCAGGUUGACGCCGACUGGUGGUACCUGCAGCAGUAUGUGCGGCUGGUCGGCGCCGUGCCGCAGCUCAAGCUUUGUAUGAAGAGCUCGCUGGCGUACGUACCCUGCAUGGGCUGGACGAUGGCGCUGCUUGAAUUCCUCUUCCUUCGGCGCGACCUGGUCCACGACAAGCCGCACGUCCAGCAGUACAUGGAGUCGUUUGUCGAAGACGCCUUCCCCGUCUGGCUCAUGCUCUUUCCGGAAGGCACAACGAUCCACACCGAGUGCGUGACCAAGUCUCAGGCGUUUGCGACUGCGCAAGGCCGGCCAACGCUCGAGCGCGUGCUGUUGCCGGGCGCCGCGGGGCUGCAGCUCCUCCUUGACGCGUAUGCCAAUACGGACGUCAAGCCCGAGAUCUACGACAUCACGAUCGGCUACCCAAGUUACGCAGGCGAAGUGCCGACGUACGAAAUGGCCGCAACGUCGACACGGGUGUGCCCUCCAUGCAACGGCUGGUCGCGGGCGAUGGGCCGGCGCUCGUGCAUCUGCACAUCACGUGCCACGCCUUUGCAACCGUCGCCAGCAACCAUCGUCGGGUUUCUGGAUCGUCAGUGGAGUCAGAAGGAGCACUGGCUGGCGCACUUUGCACAGCACGAGAACAGGCACGAUGCAGUGCUUUGCAACGACAGCCACAGUCGUCGCGCCACCACUGGUACAAUUUGA
Saprolegnia diclina VS20 is the source of this 954-nucleotide messenger RNA. RefSeq lists its product as hypothetical. Lineage: Eukaryota; Oomycota; Saprolegniomycetes; Saprolegniales; Saprolegniaceae. The coding region runs from base 1 to 954 and encodes 317 amino acids. The record is from RefSeq and is a predicted model, not a curated record. Gene Ontology annotation, cellular component: endomembrane system. The transcript has 6 exons. Gene Ontology annotation, molecular function: acyltransferase activity.